AUGGAAGAUCAUCACUCUAUGAACUCUAUGAUGAGAAAAUCUCUGUCUUCUGGUAAUACAAGAGCCACUUCUCAUGAGUCCCCUGAGGAGAGUAGUUGGACUAUGUACUUGGAAGAUUUCUUGACAAGCAAUAAUGAUGAUGGGGAUGAUGGUGAACGCAGUUCCUUCUCCUCAUAUGGUUAUGAAAACUCUUCCAUAAUCUCCGAUGCUGCUUCUGCGGUUACCAGAAAGUUGAGUGCUAUUAAUGGAGAAGUUUUAGGGUUUGAUAAUAGAUCGAGUUUCGAAUUCGACAGGAGAAAAACGAAAGAAGAUUUGCUUGAUGAUGCUUUGGAGGAUACGGCUAGCUCUCCGGUAAAUAGUCCCAAAGUUUUUAAUCUAAACCAGUCAGAUGUGAGACCAACACAGCAAAACAAUAACACAGACAUAUCUUAUACGGAGAAAGGAAGUACUUCUGGGCUGGUAGAUGAGAGAAAUGAAUUGGGCUUUAUUGGGAGGGAAAAUGACAGCACAGACCUGAAGAAAAGAGGACUUUGCUUAGUUCCUUUCUCUAUGGUAGCAAACUAUUUUGGAUGA
This is a messenger RNA of Prunus armeniaca (apricot), 573 nucleotides long. The record is from the annotation of a GenBank genome assembly. NCBI's taxonomy places the organism in Eukaryota, Viridiplantae, Streptophyta, Magnoliopsida, Rosales, Rosaceae.